Aspergillus affinis is the source of this 1368-nucleotide messenger RNA. RefSeq lists its product as uncharacterized. The record is from RefSeq and is a predicted model, not a curated record. The coding region runs from base 1 to 1368 and encodes 455 amino acids. The transcript is spliced from 4 exons. Lineage: Eukaryota; Fungi; Ascomycota; Eurotiomycetes; Eurotiales; Aspergillaceae.
AUGGCUUUCUUUCUACCUACCUUCCUCGCUUGGCUCCAUUUCUCUGCCCUUGGGCUUUCUGUCCAUCCGCCGUUCUUUGUUCUCAAUAAUGAUUUUAUCCAGAGAACUAGUACGCCGGCAGUGUACGGAUGGCUAUCUGCAGACUGCGAGGAUGCCAUGACUACUCCAAUCUCGUGCAGUGCCUAUUUCCGGACGAGUGUGGACGAGAACCGCUCCAAUGACCUGAUGGACUUGUCGUCCAUAUGCACCCGUACCUGCCACCGGUCCCUCGCUCACUAUCACGAAUCGGUGGUUUGGGCUUGUAGAAAUGACAUGGACCCCUGGCCUGGUGUUCCUGCUACUGCGUACGGGGAUAGCAUCUGGAUCAACUACAAGUACGCCUGCGGGAAAGGACCUGAGGCGGAGCUCGAUGACUAUCUCUACGACUACGACGAUCCCUUAGACGAACAGGGCUCCAGCCCAUACAUCAUCCUCCAUCAAUUUUACCCGGUCUAUCCCACAUCAUCCGCAAAGGACUCGUCCCCAAACCCAGACUCGCCGACACCACUGACCGUACAACACAACGUCAAACGCGACAUCGUUCGUGACAACAACAAAAGGAAAUGGUCAGUAGACGCAGUCGCCUGUCAGCAACACACCGUCCAGUCCGGCGACACGUGCUGGAAGAUUGCAAACACGUACCGGGUCACUCUCGCGCAACUGCAAUCUUGGAAUAGCUUCAUCAACGCCGAUUGCACGAACCUGAUCAUCGGCGACCAGCUCUGCGUCAGCGAUCCUGCAGCUGGAAACUCGACCGUCACCACCCCGACCCAGGCCACCUCGACCGCGUCCACCCCGUACGCGACAGCCACGGUGGCGCCGCCGGGCCCAGUAGCCAGAGGCACAACGUCAAAAUGCGGAAGGUACUACCUCGUCCAUUCCGGCGACUACUGCCAACGCAUCGUCUCCAACGCCGGCAUCAGUCUGGAAUUAUUCCGAGCCAUCAACCCGGACCUCAAUGCCGAUUGCACGAACCUCAUUUCCGGUCUAUACUACUGCACGCUUCCCAUGGCCGACUGGAACAAACCGUCCACCACACUAAUAACCACCACGUCGGUAUACGUGUCUGCUCCGGGUCCCACGGCCAGCGGGACCACGCCGAACUGUUUCGAGUGGUACGUCGUCCAACAAAGCGAUUACUGCGCCAAACUGCAAGCCCAGUUCGGGAUCACCAUGGCGCAGCUGCAGCAGUGGAACCCGGAAUUAAACCGCAACUGCACGAACCUCUUGACCGGGUACGCGUACUGCGUUCACGGCGAAGGCAACGCCCGCGUCGAUCAGCCGGCCGCGGUGGCUGCGACGGCGACUGCGACGGAGUCGAUCGAGUGA